AUGAUUGAGGGAAUGGUGAAGGAUGGUGUUAUUGAACCUUCAUCUAGUCCAUGGUGUUCACCUGUGGUGCUGGUAAAGAAGGACGGCAGCAUGCGGUUUUGUGUUGACUACCGCCGCCUGAACGACGUUACGAAGAAGGACAGCUAUCCCUUGCCUAGAAUUGAUGACACGCUGGAUAUGCUCACAGGCGUAAAGUGGUUUAGUACGCUGGACCUGAAAAGUGGCUACUGGCAGGUUGAAAUUGACCCUAAGGACAAGGAGAAAACUGCAUUUUCCACAGGAAAGGGUCUGUGGCAAUUUAAAGUCAUGCCGUUUGGAUUGUGCAAUGCUCCAGCAACGUUUGAAAGGUUGAUGGAGCUUGUACUUACCGGGCUAAUUGGAGAUGCCUGUCUCGUCUAUUUGGAUGACAUCAUCAUCGUAGGCCGUACGUUUGAGGAGCACCUUCAAAACCUGGAACGCGUGCUCAUGAAUAUCCGGAGUGCCAACCUCAAGUUGAGUCCAAAGAAGUGCUCACUAUUCAAACGGCAAGUUAGUUUUUUGGGGUAUGUAGUGUCGGAAGAAGGUAUCCGCACGGAUCCAGAGAAAAUUGCUGCUGUCAAGGAGUGGCCGGUCCCAAAAGACAAGACACAGAUUAGAGCAUUUUUGGGUUUGUGCUCUUAUUAUCGGCGAUUUGUGAAGAACUUUGCAGAUAUAGCCAAACCUCUGCACAAGCUAACCGAGGAGAAGCGACAAUUCUGCUGGGAUGAAAGUUGCGAUAUUGCAUUCCAGGAGCUCAAGAACCGUCUGUGCAAAACACCUAUUUUGGGGUACCCUGAUGCGGGCAAGGAAUUCAUAGUUGACACAGACGCAAGUGAUAUAGGACUUGGCGGUGUGUUGUCUCAACGGAAUGGUGAUCAAGAGAUUGUGAUAGCGUACUUCAGCAAGUCGUUGUCAAAGCCGGAAAGGAACUAUUGUGUCACAAGACGGGAAUUGCUUGCUGUGGUAAAGUCCUUGCAGCAUUUUAGCAAAUAUCUUCUAGGGCGGAAAUUCCACUUACGAACUGACCAUGCUGCACUGAAAUGGCUAUUGCAGUUCAAAAAUCCGGAAGGACAAGUUGCGAGAUGGAUAGAACUACUGCAGGAAUACAACUUUGUGAUCGAACAUCGCAGCGGGAAAUCUCAUGGCAAUGCAGAUGCAUUGUCAAGAAGACCUUGCCCUGAAGAUUGCAAGCAUUGUACUAGGCAAGAGGGUAAGGAAGUGGUAUCUGUGAGAAUGCUCAGGACAGACCAGCUCAGCAAUGAGUGGAAGGACAGCCUACAACAUGCACAGCAGGAAGAUUCGGACAUUAAGCCGAUUCUGGAAUGGAUGAAGGCCAGUGCUCCUAAGCCCAAGUGGAGCGACGUCUCAGCAAUGAGUUCGACCACGAAAAGCUAUUGGGCCCAAUGGGACAGCUUGCUGAUUCAGGAUGGAGUCCUGUGCCGUAAAUGGGAAAAUGGUCGGGGAGACAGGUGUCAUUUGCAAAUGGUUGUCCCUAAGGCUAAAGUGCCGGAUAUUCUACGGCUGUACCAUAGUGGUUGUUCAGGAGGCCACCUGGGAGUUAAACGAACUCUCCUGAAGAUCCGAGAACGGUUUUACUGGGUCCACUGUCGUGACGAUGUCGAGGACUGGUGCCGCAAAUGUACAAGUUGUGCGGCUGUAAAGGGACCUCAAAUUCGUAGUAGAGGCGCAUUGAAAUUGUACAAUGUUGGUGCACCAUGGGAGAGGAUAGCCAUUGACGUUGCGGGGCCGUUUCCAGAAACUGAAAGUGGUAACAAGUAUUUCAUGGUAGUGAUGGAUUACUUCACUAAGUGGCCAGAAGUCUUCGCCAUUCCAAAUCAAGAAGCUUCAACAGUUGCAGAUAAACUAGUUCAUGAAGUCUUCUGUCGUUUUGGAGUACCUUAG
Messenger RNA from Parnassius mnemosyne (clouded apollo), 1920 nucleotides. Lineage: Eukaryota; Metazoa; Arthropoda; Insecta; Lepidoptera; Papilionidae. The record is from the annotation of a GenBank genome assembly.